AGAGUUCUUAGUAUAUUUCAAAAGCUAUUUUAGGUUGAAGCUAUGCUAGCCUAGAACUUGUAAUCCUACACUGAAAACAAUGCACAUCAACAUGUGUUACACUAUCUAUCGAGCGGAUCAACUUUGUUGUUUAAUUAAUAUGUACACCUACAACGAAUUUAUAUGUUGAAUGUUCGCGUUUACUGAUAUUUAAUGAAUUACCACCAUGCGACGUCAUUCCACGUCGUUAAAAUACGAGCCGCUAUAAUAACCGGAAACCACCCAUUGCGAGCCACUCUCCGUCACCAGGCGGCCGAAAAUAUCAAUGAAUGUUAGAAAAUAAACAGAACUCGCACGAUUAAGAUCAUUUACAAUCGCAGCUUGUACUACGAACAGUCGUUUCACAACGUUCAAACGCAAAAUGAAAUGGACAAAACAACUUAUAAGUACAGCCCUGUUUGUAUGUUGCGUGUUAGUUACGAAGGCUUCGUCAGCCAUGCAAAGCGAUGAUAGUUCAGCGUGGUUAAGGAGUAAUUUGGAGAGAAAUAUAGACAGCAAUGACAGUGGCAAAAGAACACCGAGGUUUGAAAUGAAGAAGGCCCAGCAGUUACAAUUCAAGGGAGAGUUUAAUUUCUUGACACGAAAUACAGAAUUUGAUGAUAAAGAAUUCACUAUCAGAUCAAAGGGGCGAAAAACGGAAGGGGAUAUGACCCAAGGCACAACAGUUGGUUUGAACAGAGAAGAAACGAGUCAUCGUCACCCUUUGAAUAAAAAAAAAUUAAUAAUGACGUUUCAUCACCGUAUUUCAAAACGAAAUGUAAACACAACUACCCCGACGCAACCAAGUGUGACCGUUACCCCCAACCCCCCAAUUUUCAUUCCACCUCCACCCCCCUUGAAUAAAGAGCCCGUGUGUGUCUCGCAGCGGUCAUGCUCUGGUCGAUGUAUGGUUAACGCAACUGGAUGGCGAAGCGACGAAGCGAUCGCCUGUUAUUGCGAUACGGCAUGUCACGAAGUAUUCAACGACUGUUGCACUGACUUCGUGAAAUAUUGCGGCGCACAAAAGCCGAAAGAAAUUUCCAUAAAAAAGUUCAACUGGUCAUGCGAGGCGCUGGCCAACUUCAGGUCUAAAAGUCACCCUUGCGUAAUCGCCGAUGGUCUAUGGAUGGUGGCGCGAUGCGCCGACGAUUGGCCUUACGAUGAAACCCGACGUCAUUGCGAGAACCCUACGACGUUGAUCCGACAGGCGUCCGACAUCAAUCGAUACCUUCCGGCAAUCAGCGAGAACGUGACAUUCCGUAAUAAGUUCUGCGCAAAAUGUAACCGCAUCGUUGGUAACUUGGAGUAUUAUCCCGUAGAAGUAAAAACUAACGUGAUUCCACCCGAGCAUUAUAACUUCACCCAAAAAGUUCAAUUCCUGUUGUCCAAUGGCGCGCAGUUUCCACAAGACGGACCAAGAAGUCCAAAAACCAGCCAACCAAGACGUUAUUGUGUAAAGAACAUUGUGGAUUCUUGUCCAGCUAACACGACUUCAAAGGCAUGCGAAACAGGUCCUGUAGCUUUGGUGUCGGGGUUUGGCGGAGAUACCUUUAAAAACAUAGAGUGUGCUGUAUGUAACAACCCCCACCAACCCAAUACACUAUACCUGUGUUUCCCCACGUUGUUCGUCUUUAAUUGUCGCUCCAAUUUUCUGCAAAAGUUCUCGUUGAAUUUAGAUUACAAAGAUAAUGCCAACGAUGAAGAGGAUUCCGUGUUUACAGUUUCGAGCAAUUCUUGCGGUAGAUAUGGAUUGCCGUUUGAUGACAAGUUACAAGAAUGUGAAAAGAGUUACCCACCCCCCUCGAGAGGCGGAGACAAGUAUCGUCUCCUAGCAUGGCUCGCUCCCUCAAAAGAUUUUCCUUUCACCAGGAACAAUUUCAGCACCAUUAUGAAACAGUACUUCGGCGUCGAAGACUCACAGAUACAUAACAUCAGCAUCGAUACAGUUCAUUUCUUUUUCCCGUUAGAUCCGACUCCACAUACUUCCACUCUGUUUCAUUUGGUCAGCGCGACGAUUCUCUUAACACCAGAACAAAGUUUCGAUAUGUUGUAUAAAACGCAUUCAAAUUCAUCCAGCUUACCUCUUAGACAUUUCAUCCACUUCCAAAAACCGCUCACCGCCACCUUGGGUAACAUAACGUACACCAUAAUUAAAACUACCUCGCGACCGCUGUCCUGUCCCACUCAAAAAGUUUACCAACGACAAGACUACGAGGUUUUGCCCCACGGACAAAUUCGUAUCAGACUGACCAAUAAGCGCUACAAGAAAUCGGAAUAUUACGGAGAUAAUACCGUUAAUAUUACAACGUGCGAAGUGUAUUCGCAAACUGACUGCGAAACGAGCCAAACUGGACUGGAUAAAAGUGUUUUUACGAUACACAAGAACUUGAGUCUGUACCUCAGAGAUACAGGGGUGAUGUAUGACCUUGGGGAGUACGAUGUGUUUACUGAUUCAGGCAUUGCAUUGUGUAAUUUGAAUAAGUUGGACAAUCCAGUCUGUGAGGGUGAGACGUCUUGCAAAGGACGUUGUAGCGAGGACACUGUUUGGAGAACUGGGAUUAAGAUGCAAUGCUCUUGCGAUCCAGAUUGUUACGAAGUAUUCAACGACUGCUGUGCGGACUACACCAAGUACUGCGGGGCUCAAAAACCAAAGGAGACGCUGACCAAGAAAUAUAACUAUACAUGUAAAGAUGUUGGAUUCUGGGAUCACGAGUACUGUACGAUCGGUGACGGACUCUGGAUGGUCGCGCAUUGUCGGCCCGAUUGGCCUCACGACGCUUUCCGAACGAAAUGCGAAGCACCAGUAGACCAGCUCACGAUAUCCACCCCAGAUCUACACGGAUACCUGCCGGUGGUCGGCCGCGAUAACACCACAUUCCGAAAUCUGUAUUGCGCAAUAUGUAACGGCGUUGAAGAAUUCGACCCAUGGCCGCUGGACGUUCACACCGCCGUCCUUCCGCCAGAGAGUUACAACCUCACGGAGAAAAUACGCUUUCUUUUGAGACACGAGGCUAAGUUUCCACAUGGAACGGGACCCUGGAGACCUGGGGCGAAUCAAGCCAGGAGAUACUGCGUAAAAAAGAUCGCCGAUUCUUGCCCCGUCGGUAAAAAAGCGCCCUUUUGUAGCGAUGGUGAUGUUUCUAUAGUCUCAGCUGGGUACGAGCAUUAUAAAAACACACAUUGCGCAAAAUGUGACGGCCUUCCCAGCGAUAUUCUCUCGUGUUUUCCCGAUCGCAUACUCCAAUCUUGCGAGAGAUUCAUUCCUCAGCCGUUCUCCCUCGUUAUGAACAACAAUCAAGCUGUAAAAGAGAUCAAGACAACGCUCUCCGUUUACGAUAAAAAGUGCGGAGAAAGCGGGCUGAUUUUCGACGAUGUUCUGCAAGUUUGUCGCGUAAAUUGGUUGGCACCACCAGAAAAGAACGCCCAGGAACGAUUCUACGUUUUCGCGUGGCUGGAACCGCCCCCAAACACCCAGAACACCUCUUUCACACCAACCCAAUUCCAAGAAUCGCUUGCAACGUAUUUGAAUAUCUCUCAACAGCAAUUGUUUGACAUCAAUAUUACGACAGUGUUAAUCCCGAAAACACGGGAUACUGUACUGUUCUAUCUGGUUUCCACGACCCUCGCUCUUACCCCGCGGGAAAGCGUGGAACUCCUUUCCACCAACCUGAACACUUUGCAGAAGUCGGCAAUCCGAAACUUUAUUCACUACACAGCGCCGUUUGUUCUGGAGAUAAAAGGUCUUCCUUACAUCGUAGCAAAAACUACGUCCCGUCCGCUCGCCUGCGCGGGAAAAACGACUUACACAUCGGAGGAAUACACUUUGCUAGAACAAGAGAGAGUUUUCAUUCCGAGCGCCAACGAAACCUACGAACCGUUUGAAUAUUAUAGAGAAAAUGCCGAGCAACUCGGGAUGAAACGAAGCAAUAUAACCGUAUGCGAGAAAUAUACCCCAGCUGUUUGUAACGGCUCAAUAGUUCAGUACAAGCCAGAGGAAUAUCAGAUCUUUGUGAAUUUGAGCGUGUAUGUUAACAAGACCCGGAGUUUGUACGAUUACGGACAAUACGAGAUCUUGAGGAAUAAAUCGGUUGCAAUAUGUCAGUUCACAACAGUGCGUAUCAUAACCGAGGCUCGUAGAACGAUUCGUGAUGAGGAAGCACUGGGUUACAUAACGUUCAUAUUUUUCAUCCUCUCCAUAGUGUUUCUUCUCUUCCUGUUGAUAACCUACACGAUAUUUUCCCAACUACGAACUCUUCCUGGGAAGAACCUGAUGAACCUGGCCGCGAGCUUGCUGUUAUUCGAAGUGUUUUGGCUGCCUCCGAGUUUCGACUCGGUUCGUGAAGACAGUUCGACCUGCAAGGCGAUUGCUAUCGUGGAACAUUAUUUCCUGAUGGCAUCUUUUGCCAGCAUGAGCGUUAUUGCGUUUCACACGUGUAAAGUCUUCGCAAGGAGUCUGCCCGCGCCGAAAAGAUCCGAAGGACACGACCGGAACCUGUUCUUCGUGUAUCUAGGCCUGGUCUGGGUUCUCCCGGGCGCUUUUAUUGCGAUUUGCGUCGCGAUAGAUGACAAAGAUGUUGUGAAACUCGGCUACGGUGAGUCUGAGAUCUGCUGGUUGACCGAGAGCAAUGCCUACACGUAUUUUGUAACCAUCCCGAUCGCUGUUUUGAUAUUUUUCAACAUCAUCGCGUUCGUCGUGACAGCCGUGUACCUUCGUGAACACGGUAAAAAUACCGCGGCAAGACAGGCCAGCGGCAACCGCCAAUCAAAUCUUUCCAUAUACGUCAAACUAUCGACGCUAAUGGGCUUCACGUGGCUUUUUGGUCUGCUCGCUCUGGUGACAUCGACGAUAGUAUUUUGGUACAUAUUCGUCAUUUUGACCUCGCUGCAAGGAGUUUUCGUCACAGUGGCCUUCGUUAUGAAUCGUAAGACGUUGAACUUAUACAGAAUCAGCUAUGGAAAACGCCGUGACACCGUUUCUUCCAACACGCAUAAUCGUACAAGAAAAACAUAUCUUCACAAUGACACGAAACUGUGAAGUGUAUCACGAGCUAACAGUUUCGCAAUAAAUACAAUAAUCUCGGUAUAUUUUGAAGACAAUUUCAUCGUGCAUUUGACAUUCUAGUUCCAUAUAAGCAGAUCUUGUUCUCUUUUCCAUAAAUUUAAUCUUGUAAAAAGCUUAUUUUACAUCAUGGACAUUAUGUAGUUUGUGAAUUGUGUUUUUCAUGCCCCGAAGUGCGAAAUCACGACCGAGAAAUAUUCCAAC
Dendronephthya gigantea is the source of this 5281-nucleotide messenger RNA. RefSeq lists its product as uncharacterized. NCBI's taxonomy places the organism in Eukaryota, Metazoa, Cnidaria, Anthozoa, Malacalcyonacea, Nephtheidae. The transcript has a single exon. Gene Ontology annotation, cellular component: membrane. Gene Ontology annotation, molecular function: G protein-coupled receptor activity. Gene Ontology annotation, biological process: G protein-coupled receptor signaling pathway; cell surface receptor signaling pathway. The record is from RefSeq and is a predicted model, not a curated record. The coding region runs from base 401 to 5053 and encodes 1550 amino acids.